Molecule: messenger RNA, 822 nt
Organism: Mytilus californianus (California mussel)
Lineage: Eukaryota; Metazoa; Mollusca; Bivalvia; Mytilida; Mytilidae
Exons: 2
Coding region: 1-822 (273 amino acids)
Biological process (GO): adenylate cyclase-activating G protein-coupled receptor signaling pathway
Cellular component (GO): plasma membrane
Molecular function (GO): G protein-coupled receptor activity
Source: RefSeq, a predicted model, not a curated record
AUGACAAUUACAACACGUGCUCCUAGAGAUGGUUACGACGUGCCUGUGUACGGCCUGGACAAUAAUCACUUUGCUUAUUUGCAUAUAACAGCCCUAUCAUGUAUAAUAAUUAGUUUUGCCUUCUCUGUGGUUGUAAUCACGCUCUCAUUCCGUUCUUCAAGACAACGAUUUUUCGACUGGACAAAAAGCGAACGUUUCGUUGUUUAUAUGGCAUUAUGUGACGGACUUUUUAAUCUCGGACAUUCCUUGGACCAUUUGCAUAUUUUCAUUACAAGGGAUCACGUAAGACCACGUGCUCUUUGUAUUUGUUAUGCUUUCGUUAUCGGUGAGUUUAUUUCCGCUCAGAUGCUGAUGGUUAACAUUGUUGCAAUUAACGCUUUUGGUAUGAUAUACCUCAGCAAAGAUAUGAGUUUUGGAAGAUGUGAUUGGAGGCUGCUUUCGUAUACUUUUGGUGUUCCCUUCGUUGUUUAUUUGGUUGCGGCCAUCCUUGGAAAGCUUGGUCCAACAGGAGCUUUCAAGGAAUUAGCUAAUGUCCUUGGCGAAUCGGCUCAAUCCAUUAAAAGCAUACACAAUGCAGCAAAAAAUAUGUCACUUUUUGUUGCAGUUUUCUUCGUUCAGUGGUUUUCCUUGGCUGCCUACUCCAUCACUGCUUUGCUUGGAAAGGUCCCAGAAGUUAUCCUAUACUUAGCAAUUUUCUUCAAUAAUUUUGGCGGAGUUCUAAAUGGAAUAGUUUUCAUUAUUAUUAAAAGACGGAAGAGAAAAAAGGCCUUGAGGAAAUCAGAUAUAAGUGAGUCUGUGGCAACAAUUACCUCAAAAAUUUAA